AUGUCAACCACAAGUGCCACGUCCGCCACCAGUGCCACGUCAGCCACAAGUGCCACGUCAGCCACAAGUGCCACGUCAUUAUCAUCAACAGCCGCCCCACCGUUCGCACCACCCAGGCCAGACAUCGUCCAGCUCACCUCCCUCGUGCACGCAUAUCUACGAGAGGGAAACUUCCGGGAAGCAGCAGUGCGGGUGCGGCAGAUGAGAGAGCUUGGGCUGAUCCCGACUUACAAGACGUGGGCCACGGUGGUGGGCGGUGCUGCGCGUCUGCUCCCCACCUACAACACGUGGGCCACUGUGGCGGGCGGUGCAGCGCGGUGCAGUGAUCUAUCAGACUGUUGCAGUUUGUUGGAAGCAGUGUCUUACGUGGGGUUUGACGUUCCGGAGAGGCUACUCCUCCAAUGUGACGACGACACCUGGACGGACAUUGACAGUCUGCUGACGUGGCUGCUGGAGAGGGAUGCCAGCUGGAGCCGAGCAGAGGUCACAGAGGGAAGCAAGGUGGAGGGAAGUGCAGAAGGCAUGGUGACCGAGGGGAAUGCAGCAGGGAGUGUGGGAGAGAGGGGUGCAGACGGGAGUGUGGGAGAGAGGGGUGCAGACGGGAGUGUGGGAGAGAGGGGUGCAGACGGGAGUGUGGGGGAGGGGACUGCAAUGAAGAGUGGGGGGAAUGAGGGGAGUGCAGCGAGGAGCACAGUCAACGUGCUGAUAGACCUUCUCUGGUGCUUCGGCCAGCGAGCCAGGGCCCACCGCCUCUUCCUCCUCUCAACCCACCGCGGCGUUUAUCCGCGAUUCGCCGCUCGGGCUGCACCCGAUGACUGGAAGCUGGACGUGCGCACGCUCUCCCCCGGUGCUGCCCUUGUUGCUCUGCACCACUGGCUUGAUAUGGUCCAGGACGCAGCUCUCCAGGGCGUUCCAGCACCCCGCCACGUCAGCAUCGUGACAGGUGGCAUGCUCCAGCGCGCCAUCAACAGCGGCGGCGGCGGUGGCAUGCCAGGUGGCAGCGUUUCAUUGAAGCGCACCGUGCGCAGCUGGCUGUGGGCCAUGGGGGCUCCGUUUCGAGCUGACGAGGACAGGGAGGGUGUACUGACAGCAAGAGGCUAUUCUGUGGAGAGAUGGGUCAAGCUCGUCACCAUGCCGGCCACGGCGGGCCGCGUUCGCAUGCCAGCGAACAACAGGGUGCACAGUAGCGCAGCCCUGCAAACGCACGGCAUCUGGCAGAGCGCCAUCGGGUACGAUCCGUACGCUCCUGACGAGAAGAAAGCAGCCGACGGCGAGGAUAACGCUAGUGGGAGUGAGAGCGAGGAGAGUGGUGGGAGUGAGAGUGAGGAGAGUGGUGGGAGUGAGAGUGAGGAGAGUGGUGGGAGUGAGAGUGAGGAGAGUGGUGGGAGUGAGCGUGAGGAGAAUAGUGGGACUGAGUGA
Molecule: messenger RNA, 1419 nt
Organism: Closterium sp. Naga37s-1
Lineage: Eukaryota; Viridiplantae; Streptophyta; Zygnematophyceae; Desmidiales; Closteriaceae
Source: the annotation of a GenBank genome assembly